AUGGAAUUAGGCGAGAACCAACUUAGUGGUUCCAUUCCUGUUUCAAUUGGUAACUUGGAAUUGCUAUGUCAAAAUGGUUCACUCCAAAUCAUUUCUGUAUCUGAGAACAUGCUUACAGGUCCAAUCCCUAGAAGCUUGCAGAAUUGCUCAAGCUUAGUUAAGGCCAAUUUCAACGAGAACAAUUUCCAUGGAAACCUGUCAGAAAUGAUCUGCAUCCAUCCAUUCCUGGACUUCAUAGAUCUCAGCAACAAUGAGUUCUACGGUGAACUUUCCAGCAACUGGGUUGAAUGCAAAAUCUUGAAAACCCUGAUAAUUGCAAAGAAUAACAUCACAGGUGGUAUACCUUUAGAAUUUGGAAAUUUAUCUCAACUGCAUGCACUUGAUAUUUCUUCAAAUUUUUUAUCCGGGGAGAUACCAAGGGUAGUGGGGAAGUUGACCUCUAUGCUUAAACUAGAUUUACAUGACAACCAAUUUGUCGGUGGUGUACCUCAGGAAUUGGGAAUGCUAACCGAACUUCUUUACCUAGACCUAUCCACAAAUUCCUUGAAUGGAUCUUUUCCAGAACAUUUGGAAGAUUUGAAGCACUUGUUUUACAUGAACUUGAGCAACAACAUUUUCAGCCAAAAGAUUCCAUUCGAGAUUGGGAAGUUGACCCAACUUUCUGAACUAGAUUUGAGUCGAAAUUUGUUCACAGGAGAGAUACCAUCAGAGUUCCGAAGUUUGCAGAGUCUGGGAACAUUGGACCUCUCCCACAAUAACCUCUCUGGUUUAAUCCCAAAGGCUUUAGCAGAAUUGCCUGGUUCAUUGCAAAUUAAUAUUUCCUUCAAUAAUUUAGAGGGUCCAAUUCCAAGUGGCAGAGCCUUUGUGAAUUUAACGAUAGAAGAAGUAAAGGGAAAUAAAGGCUUGUGUGGCAAUAUUACAGGGUUACGAGCUUGUGAAAGUUCCUCGUUAAUCAAUAGUCAUGUCAAAAAUAAGAGGAAAAAACUUGUUCUCACAGUUGUAUUUCCUCUUCUGGGGUCAUUCAUACUUCUAGGUGCAUUCUUUGGUAUUCCCAAAUUGCGUGAUCAAAGGAAAAAAAUUUCAAGAAUUGAAGAUAUGGAUGUGAAGAAGUGCCAUUUAUUUGCCAUAUAUGGAUAUGAUGGCAAAGCAUUGUAUAAAGAAAUAGUAUUGACUACACAAGAGUUCAGUGAAGUAUUUUGCAUAGGGAAAGGAGGUUAUGGAAGUGUUUAUAGAGCACAGCUUUCAUCAGGGGAUGUAGUAGCUGUAAAGAGACUUCACAACAUGCCUGAGAUGGCAAGUCAUAGAAGUUUCUUGAAUGAGAUAAGAGCCUUGAUAGAAAUCAAGCAUCGAAACAUUGUAAAACUCUUGGGCUUCUGCUCCAACUCUCAGCACUCAUUUUUGGUUUAUGAGUAUCUUGAAAGAGGAAGUUUGGCCAAAAUCUUGAGCAUAGAAGAAGAAGCUAUUGAACUAGACUGGCAGAAGAGGUUGAAAAUCAUCAAAGGCAUCGCUCAAGCUUUAUCUUACAUGCAUCAUGAUUGUUCACCAGUAAUUGUACAUCGGGACAUAUCAAGCAACAACAUUUUGCUCGAUUCAGAAGACGAGGCUCAUGUUUCAGAUUUUGGCACUUCUAAGUUUCUGAAAAAAGACUCAUCUAAUUGGAGUUCUCUUGCAGGAACAUGUGGAUAUGUUGCACCAGAAUUUGCCUACACAAUGAAAGUAACUGAAAAGUGUGAUGUUUUAUAG
This is a messenger RNA of Coffea eugenioides, 1743 nucleotides long. RefSeq names its product MDIS1-interacting receptor like kinase 2-like. Lineage: Eukaryota; Viridiplantae; Streptophyta; Magnoliopsida; Gentianales; Rubiaceae. Gene Ontology annotation, biological process: protein phosphorylation. Gene Ontology annotation, molecular function: ATP binding; protein kinase activity; protein binding. Bases 1 to 1743 code for a protein of 580 amino acids. The transcript has 3 exons. The record is from RefSeq and is a predicted model, not a curated record.